Molecule: messenger RNA, 1332 nt
Organism: Beta vulgaris subsp. vulgaris (sugar beet)
Lineage: Eukaryota; Viridiplantae; Streptophyta; Magnoliopsida; Caryophyllales; Amaranthaceae
Exons: 2
Coding region: 59-784 (241 amino acids)
Source: RefSeq, a predicted model, not a curated record
UAUCGUACAGUUCUUGAGAGCUCUCAUCUCAACAAAACUUGUAGGUUUAUCAAAAGCUAUGACGGAAACAAACUACUGCACACAUUCUUCUUUGAAAGAGGAGAAUUUUGGUGAUCGAUUUGCAUUCACAUGUAACGGAUGUACGGAAUUGGGGUAUGGCUCUUGCUAUACAUGCACAAGUACAUGCAACUACCAUUUGCAUACAGCUUGUCUAAACGCUCCUCCAGUGAUUUCUCAUCCUUUCUUUGCGCAAGGCCAAUUUGUGCUAGCAAAGAGUAUGUUGCCACCAUAUGAUAAUCAUCAAGAAUUACCAAACUUGUGUGCAGCUUGUUGCACAAUUGUGGAAGGAUGGAGGUAUGUUUUAACUAUCAAUGAUGGUAAUACCAUCUUUAUACACCCUUGUUGCAUGACACUUCCUCAUCCGACCUUGCGCUCGACGCUCGAGAAUGUCAAUUGUGUGCAUUGUCAAAGCACAAAUGUAGGAAAUGAAGAGGUAAAAGGGUGGGCAUGCGUUAAAGAUGGUUUUGCAGUUCACGUUAAGUGCAUGAAAGAUAUGUUGCACAUGGACUGGCAGAGGAAAUGCUAUUCACCUGAUCAUGAAUAUACAAAUGAAGAGCGCAAUUUUGGCACACAACCAAAUCAAGGCCGCUUUAGAAAACGCAAUGUUUUCUUUUUUGGGCUAUCGGUGGUGGCACACGUUGUUAGUGUAUUUGACCCUUUUGGUGUGAUCGGUCCCAUACACGAAGCCAUAGUGGAGUUUGCAAAUAGUGUAUGGGGGGCUUGAAACUUCUUAUCCUUCGUCAAAGCUAAUACUCCCUCCGUUUUUAUUUUAUAGUUACACGAAGUCGUGGUGGAAUUUGCAAAUAGUGUAUUGGGGGACUUGAAACUUCUUACCCUUCGUCAAAGUUAAUACUCCCUCCGUUUUUUAUUUUAUAGUUACACUCUCUGUUUUGUAUGUUUUUUAAUUGUUACGUUUUUAGUUUUUUCUUAUAUGGUAAGUUGGUAACUUAUCACAUCAACUUUUUCACACUUUUCCACCUCAUAUACCCCAGCACCUAUUUUAAUAAUCUACCUAAAAUAUUUCCAUACCCUAUUUUUCUCUUUUCUACAUUAUCCUAAUGGUUCUUUUACAUUAAACAAAAUCAAACAUUCUCUUUUUGUACUUUUUUUUGCACGAUUUCCUUGGUUCUCCCCCGAAGUGAAGUGUAACAAUUAAAAGAAAACGGAGGGAGUAUAAUGUUUAGAACUUAUAUUUUGUGGUUGUUGCUUUUAGUUUGUGUAAUGCUUUUAGGAUGUUCAUUAUUGAAUAAAAUCCCGUCAAAACCAAAAAAA